CGCAUGGUGCACCCGGGUGCACUAUACUAUUUUCAGCUAAUAUUUGAGUAAAAACUUAACCGAAAACACUCACAACAGUCUAAUGGCGGGAGGUAAAUAAAUAAAUAAAAUUGCCGGAAGAAAAUAAAAAUACACACACGUCCUUAUUUUCAUUCACAUGUAAUUUAACGCCAUCCCUCCUGUAAACCACGUGGCUUCAGAUAAUUAACCCAUUUCUCCAAAACUCACCGUUUCACUCAUAUACCACCCCCGAUAACUCAAAACGCUGCGUUUCAAGCCCGUCUAAAAAAAAAAAGAAGUUUCGUUAAAAUAAAUAAAUAAUUACUCCGAAUUAUUAUUGUAAAAUAAUUAAAAGAGAAAAAAAAAGGAAAAUAGUAAGGUCUGCAAAUCCUGAAUAUUUUUCUAUAAAACUCCUCCUCUUCAACGACACAAGGAAGAGAAGCAGCAAACAAUACUCAACCACCUUCCUCUAUCCUUUCUCUCUUUCCCAUUUUCUCUCUCCUCGCCGCCACCACCUCCGCCGGCGAAACCCUCACCUCUAUUCCGUUCACUUUUUGCGGCGGCGGAUCGGAGUUUCCUUAACUACUUUCUCUCUCCUCAGCACAAUGCCAGCGCAGAAACGUUCGGCGGAGGAUAACUACUCCGACGAGGAUCCUCCCAACAACGCCGCCGGAGAUGUCCCGGAGAACCAGCCUGAUGAGCAACGCGAUGUUGCUGCGAAUGAUGAUGAUGAUGAAGCACCACAUGAGGAGGAACAAGAUGGAGAUGAAGAAGGCGAAGACGACGAAGAUGAUGAUGAUGAUGAUGCGGAAGAUGAUGAAGGUGAUAAACAUGGCGGCGGAAGAGUGACCGAUCGAACUCCGUCGUUUAUCACUAAUGGUAACGUCAAUAAGGAAGGAUUAAUUUUAAUUAAACUGUCAGAUAUUCGCAAGGAAGUACAAUGUCCAAUAUGUCUUGGGAUCAUCCGUAAGACAAGAACAGUUAUGGAAUGUCUGCAUCGCUUCUGCAGAGAAUGCAUUGACAAAUCAAUGCGGAUGGGGAACAAUGAAUGCCCUGCUUGCCGCAAGCACUGUGCUAGUCGGCGGUCCUUAAGAGAUGAUCCAAAUUAUGAUGCACUGAUUGCUGCAUUAUAUCCUGAUAUUGAUCGAUAUGAAGAAGAGGAGCUGGCUUUUCAGGAAGAUGAAAGAGUUCGAAACAAGCAGAUCCAAGCUGCAAUUGCACAAACUUUCCGCCGACAGAGUGAAGCACUUGGCCGGAAAAGGAAAAGAUCACAGAGUAAUCAUCGAAAAAGAAGAAACUAUAGGUCUGACGAUGAUGAUGAUGCCAAUGGUCAUGAUGGCGGUAAAGAUUCAUCUUCUGCAGAUGAACGUUGCACAGAGUCUAAAUCUAAAAGAUCAAAGCGGUGGAGAGGUCAGCCAUCGCCAGCAGCCGCUAGCGGAGAUGGAGGUGGUGAUGAAAAUGAACAGGAGGUGGUCCACAGGGAUGCUGGGGUUUCACCAGCAGCAUUUGUUGGAACCUCAGAAAUUCUUGCCUGGGGUAGAGGUGGCUUACGGAGCAGUACUAGAUAUGGGAGUGGCAAUGGUGGCAAUGUCAAGCACUCUCGUGGUCGUUUUGUGAAGUUGACUGAUUAUUUUCGGACAUGGGAGCAGAAUGAAAGUGAGUUGGAUAUUCAAGUAGUGCUUGUUUCUCUCGACGAGCAGAAAGAACUUCUUCUUGAGCACUCCUACUUGUGUGGCAGGCCAGCCUUAUCUGUGGGGCAAAUAUGCGAAUUUAUUUCUCAUCAGACCUCGUUGCCAUCUGAUAAAGUUGAAAUUUUGGGAGCAAAAGGAAGCUCUUUAAGUUCGACUGCAUUUGAGGCAUGCAAAGAUGAGUUGCAAGUGUUGAAUUCUGAAGAAACCCUUGCUGGACUUAAAGCUUCAAGCAAUUUCACUCAAGGCCACUUGAUGUUGGCAUAUCGGAAAAAGCUGUGAGUGUAAGAGGUUUCUGAGGAAUAAUGUUGGCGGUCACAAGGAGUUGUCCAACAUUCCAACACAUCACAUAUUUGUAAAGGGAAAAGAAAUAUACAGAUAAGUAAGGGUUUCAGGUGUUUGCAGAUUAAGAAGUUUUAGCUUGGAGUUUGAGGAGUUUCGUGGCUUCAAGAUUUCAGCUGACGCUUUGAGGUUGUUUAUGUCUGAAUUCAAGUGUUUAAGCUAUUUAAAUAGGAACUUCUUUUCGUUGCGUUAUGACGGUUUUGGCAAAUGCCAGACUGUUUUUUCCGCCGCUGAGAUAGAAUGUAAAUUAGGUAAGCCUUGCCCAGCAAAUGUUGGGAUGAUUUUAUCUAAUGUUUGAAUUUACAAGACAUAUAUGAAUUAGUUGAUUCCAAAUUGCCCAAGACUA
Chenopodium quinoa (quinoa) is the source of this 2376-nucleotide messenger RNA. Its product is annotated as putative E3 ubiquitin-protein ligase RING1a. Lineage: Eukaryota; Viridiplantae; Streptophyta; Magnoliopsida; Caryophyllales; Amaranthaceae. The record is from RefSeq and is a predicted model, not a curated record. Bases 606 to 1970 code for a protein of 454 amino acids. The transcript has 10 exons.